AUGGGGCGCGUGGCGCUGCCCGCCUGGCUGCAGCCCAGGUACAGGAAGAGUGCCUAUCUUUUCAUCUAUUACUUAAUCCAAUUCUGUGGCCACUCAUGGAUAUUUACAAAUAUGACAGUUAGAUUUUUUUCAUUUGGAAAAGAUUCAAUGGUUGACACUUUUUAUGCUAUUGGACUUGUGAUGCGACUUUGCCAAUCCAUUUCUCUCCUGGAGUUGCUGCACAUAUAUGUCGGCAUUGAAUCAAAUCAUCUUCUCCCAAGGUUUUUGCAGGAAAUAAAGUACACUUACAGCAUGUUAUCAGUCAUAGGAAUAUCCUAUGCUGUCUUGACGUGGCUCAGUCAAACACUAUGGAUGCUGAUUUAUCCUCUCUGUGUUCUUGCUGAAGCAUUUGCCAUCUAUCAGUCACUGCCUUAUUUUGAAUCAUUUGGCACUUACUCCACCAAGCUGCCCUUUGAUGUAUCCAUCUAUUUCCCAUACGUGCUGAAAAUAUAUCUCAUGAUGCUCUUUAUAGGUAUGUAUUUUACCUAUAGUCACCUUUACUCAGAAAGAAGAGACGUCCUCGGAAUCUUUCCCAUGAAAAAGAAGAAAAUGUGA
Molecule: messenger RNA, 594 nt
Organism: Propithecus coquereli (Coquerel's sifaka)
Lineage: Eukaryota; Metazoa; Chordata; Mammalia; Primates; Indriidae
Gene: HACD4
Product: 3-hydroxyacyl-CoA dehydratase 4
Exons: 7
Coding region: 1-594 (197 amino acids)
Biological process (GO): fatty acid elongation; very long-chain fatty acid biosynthetic process; sphingolipid biosynthetic process
Cellular component (GO): endoplasmic reticulum membrane
Molecular function (GO): 3-hydroxyacyl-CoA dehydratase activity
Source: RefSeq, a predicted model, not a curated record